Messenger RNA from Colius striatus (speckled mousebird), 1975 nucleotides. RefSeq names its product carbonyl reductase 4 (gene CBR4). Bases 994 to 1707 code for a protein of 237 amino acids. The transcript is spliced from 6 exons. Gene Ontology annotation, molecular function: quinone binding; oxidoreductase activity, acting on the CH-OH group of donors, NAD or NADP as acceptor. Gene Ontology annotation, biological process: fatty acid biosynthetic process. Lineage: Eukaryota; Metazoa; Chordata; Aves; Coliiformes; Coliidae. The record is from RefSeq and is a predicted model, not a curated record.
AUCAGAUUGCACAGGAAUGUGUCUGGGAUGGAAUGAUAUGUUUUAAAGGAGUUCUGUUUCCACAGGCAGCUUUUCAGGACCUGUUUAGCUAAGCUUGUUCAGAAUUACUUGGAAAGUGCUUAUAGGUGUGACAGCAUUUAUAAACAGUGUAAGGUGUUUGGCUUGACAUUACUUAGGCCUGGAGGAGAUAGACAAUUUCCUGAGAUCCCUCCCAGUCUAUAUUAUUUCAUGUUUCAAAUAACUAAAUAGAUAUGUUUAGUGCUGUUAAGAGCGAAAUACGAAGGAAGAAAUCUAGUACAACGUUGUUGCAACAAGUGGGUAAGAACUUCCAAGUCACUGUGGUAACUAUGUAAAAGAAGAGAUCAGUCCCGAUGGAGAAGACAGACUGAGACAUUAUUUCUAACAAAAAACUCCACCUGUCGGGGUUUGUUGGUCAUGCCAUUAGUCUGCUAAGACAGCAGAAGCUAUAAUUGCUGGGUACAAGACCUCUUGAUUGAAGACUACCCAAAAGAUUAGUCUUUCUGAUGAGGCAGACAGUGGUGCCCGUUCUUACCACUAAGGAAUUGUCUUUACACAGGACAUCUUUUUUUGUUCGUGUUCUGUCAAAGGGUUGCUGCCUGAGAUGCAGGUAUUUAAUCUUCCUGGGAAGCUAAUUUCAACAUGCCAGUGGAAACAGAUACCUGCGCUGAUUUUAAGCACUUGUGCUUGCUUUACUACAGAAAAGAAGCUGUCUGCAUUUCAUGCCCGGUCAGAGGAGACCAAAAUCCUUAUGGCAUUGUAUGAGUUGAUGGUGUCUUUGUAUGCUUAACACUGUGUACUCUUCUGAUUAUCACAUGGUGCUGAAGAGUGUCCAAAGAUGGGUAGUAAAGCUGGUGAUGGGUCUGGAGAACAAGUCUUAGGAGGAACAACUGAGGGAGCUGGGGAUGUUUAGCCUGAAGAAGAGGCUGAGAGGAGACCUUAUCAGUUUCUACUUGAAAUGAGGUUGUAGUGAGGAUGGGCAAGGUUUGCGCCAUUUUUGGGGGAUCCAGAGGAAUAGGCAAAGCUGUUGCAGAAUUACUAGCACAGAAGGGCUGCCGCCUGGCCAUUGUUAGUAGGAAUCUGGAAGCAGCCCAAACCACUGCACGUCAUCUUGGUGCAGGACAUCUGGCACUUAGGUGUGAUGUGUCCAGCGAACAAGAAGUCCAAAAUACUUUUGAGGAGAUGCAGAGGAAUUUAGGUCCUAUUAACUACUUGGUUAACGCAGCUGGGAUCAACAGGGAUGGUUUGUUACUGAGAACCAAGACUGAAGACAUGAUAGCCCAGAUUCACACUAACCUGUUGGGAACAAUGUUGACAUGCAAAGCUGCUGUAAAAAGCAUGAUUCAACAGCAGGGAGGUGCUAUUGUCAAUAUAGGAAGUGUUGUAGGACUUAAAGGCAACUCUGGUCAAAGUGUAUACAGUGCUACCAAAGCAGGAUUAGUUGGGUUUUCACGCUCCCUUGCUAAAGAAGUAGCAAAAAGGCAAAUUCGAGUCAACGUGGUUGUUCCAGGUUUUAUUCACACAGAGAUGACUGCUCAUUUGGAUGAAGAUCAGAUGAAGAAAGCCAUUCUCCUUGGAAGAUUUGGAGAGCCUCAUGAAGUUGCACAAGCUGUUGUCUUUCUCCUCGAGUCGCCUUAUAUUACAGGGAGCGCUCUAGUUGUAGAUGGAGGCUUGCAGCUUCUGAUGUAAAUACUACCUUGAAUAAGUACCUACUUCAAUGUCACAUUGGUAAUAGAUAAAUGUAUAAUAAUUAAAGGGGGCGUGUGGAAAUCAGAUGAAGAUCAAUGUGUGUGAUUGACUUGAUACUCUUUAGUCAGAGGAGAAAUUCAGCAGCAGUGGAUUCCAGCACAUAUGCUGGACUACCUGAAAGAGCCCAUUUGGUAUUGUGAAGUCUGUGUGUGUAACAAUUUGCAAAAUAUUGGUUUUGAUGUAAUGAUAAAUAACAUGCUGGUACAUU